Messenger RNA from Trichoderma reesei QM6a, 1320 nucleotides. RefSeq lists its product as uncharacterized. The transcript has 3 exons. Gene Ontology annotation, cellular component: COP9 signalosome. Lineage: Eukaryota; Fungi; Ascomycota; Sordariomycetes; Hypocreales; Hypocreaceae. The record is from RefSeq and is a predicted model, not a curated record. The annotation marks the transcript as partial.
GUCGUCGUCUUAGGUCGAACACGGUACGAACGUCUGCUUCUCAUUGGCAAAUGCUGCGUGCCGCUGCGCGUCGACGCCCUCAAAGCUGCCGUCGUCGAAGCAAAGAGCGGCUCAGAUGUCACCCGCUACAAGGAUGCCUUGCAGCUGCUCCGUUCCGUUGCGCCAGAGGAGCCCGAGGCUCAGAGGGACGAGGAAUGGAUAGAGAGGACCGAGAUGGCCAACAGAACCGAAACUGCUCGCCUCGAGACAGAACUCAAGGGUUACAGGAACAACCUCAUUAAGGAGAGCAUUCGGAUGGGCAAUGAGGACCUUGGCAAGCAUUUCGAGAAGAUUGGCAAGCUCUCCGAGGCUGCCGAAGCAUACAACAAGAUGCGACACGACGUCAGCACAACCAAGCACAUAUUCGACUGCGGUAUGCAUUUGGCCAGCAUCGCCUUCCAGCGCCGUGACUGGGCCACCGUCUUGAGCAACGUCGGCAAGAUUUCAAACAUCCAGAGCGGGGACGACGAGCAAGCGCAGCAGCAGGCCUACACAAAGGUGGUAUCCGGAGUCGCCCUGUUGGGGCUGGGCAAUUACUACGACGCCGCCGUGACGCUCCUCCACACCAAUCCCAACGUAUCUCCGACAGAAUACAACACAGUCGCCAGUCCCAACGACGUCGCCAUCUACGGCGGCCUUUUGGCGCUGGCAACCAUGGACAGAGUGGCCUUGCAGAACCGCGUUCUGGAUAAUCAGUCCUUCAGGGCUUUCCUCGAACACGAGCCGCAUAUUCGCAAGGCCAUUGGUUUGUUUGUCAACGGCCGCUACUCCAACUGCCUCUCCAUUCUGGAAUCGUCGCGAGCCGACUAUCUCCUUGACAUAUACUUACAGCCCCAUAUACCAACCAUCUACUCCAUGAUCCGCGAGAAAUGCAUCGUCCAGUACUUUAUACCCUUCUCCUGCGUCACAUUAGAUAGCCUCGACGCGGCAUUCGGCAGCCCCAAUCGGUCUGUGGAGCCGGAGCUCAUCAGGAUGAUACGCGAUGGCUCACUGCGAGCUCGCAUAGAUACGAAGAACAAGCUUCUGGUAGCCGUUUCCCCCGAUCCACGACUGGUCGUACAGACCAAUGCCCUGGCCGUGGCGCGCAAGUACGAGCAUGAGGCCAAAGAGCGACUGCGGCGCAUGAACAUUGUUGUUGCAGGGCUCGAAACCAGCAAUUCCAGGAAGCAGCAAUCUAGCGCCGUUGGAGGCCCCGAAGUCGAGGAUGCUUGGUACGAAGACAGUGGUAGUAUCCCUCCUGCGACUGAUCAAGCCGCUGAGGUUGACGUUGGGGAGACUUGA